Messenger RNA from Limanda limanda (common dab), 1188 nucleotides. It is a transcript of the gene rangrf, whose product is annotated as RAN guanine nucleotide release factor. Gene Ontology annotation, molecular function: small GTPase binding; sodium channel regulator activity; transmembrane transporter binding. Gene Ontology annotation, biological process: regulation of membrane depolarization; heart contraction; protein import into nucleus. The transcript is spliced from 2 exons. Gene Ontology annotation, cellular component: nucleus. The record is from RefSeq and is a predicted model, not a curated record. NCBI's taxonomy places the organism in Eukaryota, Metazoa, Chordata, Actinopteri, Pleuronectiformes, Pleuronectidae. The coding region runs from base 50 to 619 and encodes 189 amino acids.
GAAGGAAAGAAGCACAACGUGCAGAUCCCCUCGCUGUCCUCCCACAGAGAUGCAGGGAGCUGAGCAGCCUCAUCCUCUGUUCGGAGGAGCCCUGUCCGCAGUCAUCCCCCCCACCGCCACAGACAUCAGCGAGCUGAGGGAGAUCCCGGACAACCAGGAGGUGUUCGCCCACCCGCACACCGACCAGAGCCUCAUCGUGGAGCUGCUGGAGUACCAGGCCCAGGUAGCAGACCAGGACUCCGCCCGUUAUCACUUUGAGGACAUCGCAGGCAGCAACAAAGCUCUGGAGGCGGGAGCCUGUGCAGUGAUCAGUGUCGUGGCUCUGCCCAAAUCGGACCUGUCCCUGUCCCAGUGCAGCUCGGCCUGGAUGCUGACGGGGACGCAGAGUGUGUCCAAGUUCAACGAGGAGGCGAGGAACGCGGUGACCCUUCACCUGGGCGUGUUCCGGCUGCCUCAGUUCUCCACAGACCUCCUGAUCACCUUCAAUGACCCGCAGAGCAUCAGCCCUGACAGCAGCAGUGCAGCAGGUCUGGAGACACACAGAGGGCCGUGGACCAUGCAGGACUUUCAGCGCUUGUUGCAGACUCUGACUCUGCACAACCCCGGGCUGUUUGAAUAGAACCACUGGCAACCUCACCUGAUAACAUUCAGUCUAUCUGUGACACCAAUGGGCUACAUUCAAACCUACCAGGACUGUGCUUAUCCUGGGGCCCAAUGACAAUCUUGAGUCUCAGCCCAGAAGACUUGAAAGCAUUCCUUCCUCUGCCCUGACACACAUGAAUACACACUCUGUUCCACCUCUGGUGUUUACUUUGUCGUACAUUGAAAAUUAACUGAAAAAAAACACGAUCACACAACGUGAAGUUAUUUUUAUCAUAAUACAUUUUAGAAGAAAAGAAUAGGACUAUUCCAUUAUUUUUGGAUGGCCUGAGUAAGGCUUAUUCAUAAUUUGAAUGUGUUUAAAAAUUACCUGCAGAUAAGAUUUGAGACAAAUAUCAGACAUGCAGAUGCAGAUUCUCCACUUAAGUUUCCCAACACUUGAGAUAAGAUGAUAUGACCUUUAUUGAUCCUCCGUAGAGGAAAUUCACAAUCGACUCAGCAGCACAAGGAAGUCGCACAGCAGAGGUGAAAUGUAGUAAGAAUAAAUAUGAGAAAAUAUGAAAAUAAAUACAAACCUAUUCUUCUAAA